CAUUUCCUUAUCACACGCAAGUAAAUUUACUUUCUUCGAGCGCUCAGUCAGUCAACAAGAUGCGAGUUUCGAUAGUACUGCUACUGCUCAUUGCCCAGGUCGUGAUUGGCGUCAAGCGUUACUUCAUACCAAAUUUAAAGGCAAAUUGGUACAAAGCUUCUGAAUUCUGCAACUCUCAGGACAUGGCCCUGGCGUCGGUCGAAUCCGUCGAAAAGCAUCAAUCGCUGGUAAAAUUCAUAGAAUCCACGGACAAGUUCUCCAACGCGUCCCGCUUCUGGCUCGGUGGAAGUGACCUGGCCGAGGAGGGCACAUUUGUGUGGGCUCCGACCGGAAGGCUUGUGACGUUUGCGGCUUGGGCCGAAAAUGAGCCGAAUAACGUGAACGGGACGGAAAAUUGCAUCGAGAUUAUCCACAACACGUACGUGAACAUUCGCUGGCAGUGGAACGAUCACGACUGCCGGGGAUUCACGACGUACUUUGUCUGUGAGAGUGUGGCCGAUCGCUGUAUUGAGCCGUUUCGAUAAGGGGUGGUUUGAGGCAUUGUUGCUAUUGAAAAGUGAACAGAAAU
Messenger RNA from Culex quinquefasciatus (southern house mosquito), 568 nucleotides. RefSeq names its product lectin subunit alpha-like. The coding region runs from base 60 to 524 and encodes 154 amino acids. Gene Ontology annotation, molecular function: carbohydrate binding. Gene Ontology annotation, biological process: biological process involved in interspecies interaction between organisms. Gene Ontology annotation, cellular component: external side of plasma membrane. The record is from RefSeq and is a predicted model, not a curated record. The transcript is spliced from 3 exons. NCBI's taxonomy places the organism in Eukaryota, Metazoa, Arthropoda, Insecta, Diptera, Culicidae.